GUAAAUUCCGGAUAAAAGCGCAGCUAUCUUUUCCGUUUUUAUGAUCCAUUUUUUGUUUUCGGAUAAUUCUUUCUAAUCGAUAAGAUUUUGAAGUCAAGAAAGAUAAAGAUUUGUUUGUUCAGGGAUGCUUCUUAUAAAAAAAAGGAAUUGAUGGAACAAAACUAAAAAUUUAUUAAAACCUGACAUACCAUUUCCCGAAAAUAAGUAAGUCUAAUUUGUUGAUUCUAUCUUUGCUUGUUUUUUAUAUAUGAAUGACGUAACGAAAAACGACGGCUAGUUUGAAACACACACAUACAGAACAACACAUGCAAGCGUAGAUUUUUGGGCAAAAAUAGCAAUAUCGACUAAUCUACGAAAUAACGGGAUAAAACAAUCGAGUUCCAGUUUUAUCACUAAAUUUCAAUAAAUUGUUCUUGAGAAUGAUUAGAAUAGAGGGCUUAAUUUGACACUACAGACUGACAGACAACAACAACAUCUGCUUUCUGGUCCAGUUCGAAUUUAGUGUGUUGAAAAUAGCCGCCUUUGCAGUCGCGAAAGAGUAUACAAGUAAUUUAACGAACACAGGAAAUACAAACGAACUAAUUUCUUUAACAAGCCAUACAGUGUUUUUACAGUAUUAUUCUGUGUAUACUUUUGCUUUUACGAAAACUAAAAGCGCGUUGUCAUCUUCAAAGAUAUUCUUCCCUCCCACGUGCUUGUUUCAAUGGAACUUUGUUUUCGGGUGAGUACAAUGUAUAAUCGAUACGAUCUUUCAAACACUAAAAUACUCUACGAACAGCAUAACAUGACGUUGUCCGCGGUCAGACUAAUAAUUAAUGUUGUCUUAAUAAAAAUUCAAAUAACGACAGUCUGUUUAAAAGAGAACACUGUAGUCAUGCUAUUCGUGGGAAACUUGGAUAAAGAAAGUCAACUCCCCGAUCCCUCUUAAACAACGAGAGAACCUAUUAUAGUGUUGCUACUAAAUAAAUUCAUUUGUGAUCAAUUUCAACAUAUAAACAUUUUCCACUCCCGACUAUUAGAUUUCGAGUUUAAAAGAGAUUUCUAUCUUCUGCCCUCCCCUUCGCCCCAACCUUUCACAACUAGGCUUCACAUUGUUUGCGAACGCUAGAUUUAAUAUUAACAAAAAUCAUUAGCAGGACAAACCAUUGGGUUGUCGAAGUGACAGGCGGUUUUACUACGAACACAUCCAUUUAACCAUCAAGUGUAUAUUUUACAAAAAAAGUCUAAAACUGACUAUUGCGUAAUGCGAGUCACGUUGUGGUAACCCAAAACAUAAAGUAAGUUUAUCUCUCUUCAAAAACUUAAAAAUUUGCUGAACAUAACGAUAAACAUACCUUUGCAACAAAAUCAAAGGGAAAGUUACAAAACUUGAUACGCGAGAAGAAGUUUAAUUGACUGAGUGACUUUCUUUUCUUCCGUCAUGUCUUGAAAUAGAAAUUUAAGAAGUGACCUCAAGUAUCUGUAAUGUUUGAACCCAACAGAUUCCAUAUUUGGAGGUUUUACCAAAUAAGGAAUAAAUAAGUUAUAUUGAUUCUUAAUACUAAGUAGAUAAUGAAGAAUAAUUCGUAUAAAAGCUUGUUCGUAUACAUUUUGAUACUAAAACCCUUUUUAAAAGUUAAAAGUCAAAUUAAUGGAACACCAGGAAAUUUGUUUUUUUACAAUUGGUUUUAACACUGGUCAAACAGUAUUCCAUGUGUAACGUAAUGUAAAAAAAAAACAAUCUUUAUUGCAUUUAUUCAACACAGUGAUUGUUAAAGCCUGGGAAAAAGAAUACACAGAAAGAAACUAUUAUUUUGAUGGAUUCAUGUGAUGAUCAAAAAAGGAGUGGGUACGAAGUUAAUUUAAUCGAUGAUUUACCACAAAGAUUAAAAUGUCCACUUUGCAAGAAUCUGAUAAGAAAACCCAUUCAAACACAAAGAGGAGAAUUGGCAUGUCAAUUUUGUUAUGACGUCAACAAAAGAGACAACAUAUGUCCAAUUGAUCACGAACCAAUCACAGACAACACCGUGCACCGUGAUCGAUUUCAAGAACAGAUUAUCAUGAAAAUGAAUUGUUAUUGCAUUAACAGAGAAAGAGGAUGUGAAUGGCAAGGUAUUGUUGCUGAAGCGGAGGAUCAUCAUUCGCUUUGUCCCUACAAACCUUCAAAUUGUUGUUUCUGUCAACUGGAGAUAAAAGAAAAGUCCACAGAUGAACAUCUCACACAGUGUCCAACAUUAAUUGAAGUGUUCAAAGACGGAGCGUGUUUUUUUCACAGCAUAGGAUGUCCUUUUCGGCCUUCGUGUAUCGAAAAACUUGCGAGACACUUACAACGUGACGCGUAUCAACAUACCUACUUGCAGCAAGUCAAACUAACUCAAUAUAAAACUGAAUCAGAAAAUCAACAAAUGGAAUACAAACAGAUUGCAAAUAAUACCAAAGAGAUGGAAAAAAGCUUCAAACGUCAAAUUGAAAAUUUAACAUCUCAACUUACUUCCAUUCAGACGCAAAUGGUUAGGAUGCAACAAAAUCUUAGAGAGUCUGUAACUACAAUAUCAAAUAUUGAAAACAAACGACCAAUUAAUGGCGAGCACAAACAGCAGGAUAUGUUAAAGACAUUUCAAGAUUCAAUUGGAGAUGUAAGUGAGAAGAUGUCAACAAUUGAUUUGAAACAACAAUUACUUGAGAACACGACUUAUGAUGGCCGAAUUUUGUGGAAGAUUGAUCAAUUUGAACACAGGAUGCAACAAGCCAUUACAGGGAAGGUUACCGCACUACAUAGCGCGCCGUGUUUUACAAAAAGAUAUGAAUAUAAAUUUUGCGGUCGCUUGUAUCUUAAUGGUGACGGAAUUGGAAAGUGUUCGCAUCUAUCCCUGUUCUUAGUAGUAAUGAAAUCAGAGUAUGAUAAUUUACUGGAUUGGCCAUUUAACAAGCAUGUUAUGUUUCGCCUAAUCAAUCAACAGAAUUAUGAGAAAAGCAUUCAAGAAAGUUUUCUUCCUGACAGUAACUCUUCUAGUUUUCAAAAACCAGUCAGAGAAAUGAAUGUUGCGGCUGGGUGUCCAUUAUUUAUCACAAAAGAGAAGUUGUAUGAUGAAGGAUUUGUGAAAGAUAAUUGCAUUUUUAUCGAAAUAUCUGCCAAAUGAAUCUUUUGAGCUGGAUUUAACAAGAAGCAGAAUUUUACUAUUGACUUCUACACUGUCAGCAUAUACCAUGAGGUUGAUUACCUGCUGACAGUUUUGUAGAUUUACUUCUUCAACACGCGAUUUUUUAAAGAUUAGAUUCACUCGAAUUUUGUUUAUAAUAGGAAAGUGGUUUGAACGCUAAAACAACAGGCUUGCUCAAGCAAAGAGGUUGUAAGUAUUUUUAAGCGUCAAUAAGAAUUCUAUUUAUGCAAACUCAACUUCUUUCUCGAAAUUUAUUUUGUCAAGUCUUUUACAGAGUUUAUGAUAUAUAACAUAUUAUAAUAUAUAACAUAUUAUAAGUUAUUAUAUAAUUGUUGUUGUCUUUUUUACUAACUCGGACGCAAAAUAAUGCCAUUUGGUACACGAAAUGCUUAGAGUGAGAAGUAAUUUAUAUAAAGUAUAGUACUGAGCCUAUUUAUCUUUUUUCAUCUUAGUCUAACAUAUAUUUAUAUAAUUUAUUGUUGUUUUUUAUAAUAUAUUAUAUUUAUUAUUUAUUCGUUUGGUAAGAAGUUUCAAAGCGCAAUUUAUUGAAGAGUUUUGUGUGGUGAUUUAUCGUUCGUCUUUUGAGAAAGGAAGGAUAAAAUUGGUGUCCAUUUGAAAGUUGCAUUUUAACUAAAGAAUUAUUUGGCUACAACUACACAAUUACUGUUCAAUGAAAUGAAAUAAGUUAUAUUUCCAGAAAGGAGCACAAAGCUGUCUGUUGUGUCUAUACUAUUUAUAAGUGCAAGGGAAAACUCAUAAAUUGCACACUAAAUUUCAAUCCAACGUUGAGAUUUUCCCCACUCCUACCUCUAUUUCUAAAAUCCCAAGCACUCAGAGAACUCCUGUAAAGCGUGUUGACGAUAAGUUUGUUCAAUACUUUCUAUUCUCUAAAAAAUCGAUGUUUACAUUAUGAAUAUUUAAACGUCAAAAGAUACAACUUUUUUUCUCCCAAACGUUUCAUUGACAUUUAGAAUGGUGCACUACGAUUUGUGGCUCAUCCCUAACUAAUAUAUCUAACUAUAUAUUUAAAUAUCGCAGUAAUGUAUAACUUUAUUAUUUGUUUAUAUAUAUAUAUUUAUAACUUUAUAGAGAGUAUACUAGUUUAUCUUAUAAAUUUUCGGUCCUCAAAUGUGAUUGGUCUAGCAAAGGUAACUACAAAAAGUAGUUUUCGCCAUAAAAGUUUUAGGAACUUAUUCAACUGCUUGAAAAAUUUGUUGAAAAUAAAAAAACGCUAUGUAGGCUUGUUCUUCUGUUUAGCUUUUGUAAGCUUCUUGUGUUUAGUUUCCAAGGUUUAUAUUAGCACAGUUUUGUGCCAGUUAAACCUUGGUAGUUCUUUUCCGUUUAAACUUUUACUUACUUAUAUUUUGGCUUAUUGUUAUAUGAAAAAACGUGUGCUUUCCUGAAUGUAGAGAUUGAAAAAAGUGAAGGGUUUGGGAAAGUUGAAACGACUCCUACAAAUCACUAUUAACUACUUGUAAUACUUUUCUUCGAUGUUCCAAACCCUUUACUUUUUCAUUAUAUAUUAUUAUAUAUAUUUCAUAUUUAAAACAAAAUUACAUAUUACCACAUAGAACUAA
This is a messenger RNA of Hydractinia symbiolongicarpus, 4717 nucleotides long. RefSeq names its product TNF receptor-associated factor 3-like. NCBI's taxonomy places the organism in Eukaryota, Metazoa, Cnidaria, Hydrozoa, Anthoathecata, Hydractiniidae. The transcript has 5 exons. Gene Ontology annotation, cellular component: plasma membrane signaling receptor complex; cytoplasmic side of plasma membrane. Gene Ontology annotation, molecular function: tumor necrosis factor receptor binding; zinc ion binding; ubiquitin protein ligase binding. The record is from RefSeq and is a predicted model, not a curated record. Bases 1797 to 3119 code for a protein of 440 amino acids. Gene Ontology annotation, biological process: regulation of canonical NF-kappaB signal transduction; protein K63-linked ubiquitination; regulation of apoptotic process.